Molecule: messenger RNA, 732 nt
Organism: Cylindrotheca closterium
Lineage: Eukaryota; Bacillariophyta; Bacillariophyceae; Bacillariales; Bacillariaceae
Source: the annotation of a GenBank genome assembly
AUGGUUGCACCUACUUCUGUCUGCCUCUUGCUCGGCAACACCUCCGAUGUUAGCAGCAACGGCGCCAAGAUUCUUAGCGCUUCCACUUCCCAAGAGGUCGAAGCAAGUCGUCAAGGAAUGGUCCCUUCUUCCAUUGACCAACUUUCGGUUGUCGUUUCCGCUUCGGAUUUGGCCACACUCUACAAUCCCAUGGAAUUGGCCAACUGGGCCCCUUUGUUUCGGGAGAAUGCUUCUGUCUCAAUCAAAGUGAUGGGAGACGAUGCUGAUUUGACUCCCAUUCACACUUCUUUCCUUCUCGCUGGAUUGUCAGGAGCUUCCGAACAAAAGACUGCUGCUGGACGUACUUUGACGGCCACUCGCAAGGCCACUACCAUUGCCGCAGCUCCUUUGAAGCCAAAAAAUACAGUCACGAUUUCACUCGAUGACGGUGACGAAGACAUGAUUGACGAAGACGCCCUCUUGUCGGACGACUUGUUGGCACCUCCACCAGCAAUGGGCGCUCGCACAGCCACGGACGACUGUUCCGGUCGCAAGCCCUGUGACGACUGUACCUGUGGACGAGCAGAUGCCGAAAAGGCUACCUCUGGAGAAGUGAAGCAAGCGCCAAGUAGUUCGUGCGGCAAUUGUGCCUUGGGAGACGCCUUUCGUUGUGCGUCGUGCCCGUAUUUGGGAAAGCCUGCCUUCAAGGCGGGUGAAGAGCAUUUGGUGUUGGACCUGACCGAUGAUUUGUGA